AUGACGUCCCCACCGUCGUCCGAAGACGUGCCAUACUGGCAGGUCAAUAUCCCCGUCGAUCAACGCACGGCUACAUGCCCCGACUUCUUGCUCAACAUCAAUGCCAAGGACAGGGGUAUCAUCAGCACGCGCCAGGAGGACUCUGCCCUCAUGUCGUGGCCCGAGGUGCGCGCCGUGAUCGCCGCCAACCAGCUGCAGAAGUUUCAACGCACACCGCUUGCCCUGCGCCGGUACCUAGAGUAUUGCUGGGGCCUUAAGGAGAAGUACGGCAGCGCUGUCCACUUUGUGCUGCGGGAGCGGCUGCACUGGACGACAGAGGAGCUCGCAGCGAGGGUGUCCGCUGAGGCAGCAACGGGCCACGGCAGCAUCCCCGACUUUUCGGACAGUAGCGAUGUGAAAAUUCUGUGCAACGACUGGCCGUAUGGCCUCGACGAGCGCAUCGUGCACUUGGUUGUGUGGACCAAGUUCCCACUGCCAGAAGACCCGACAACAGGCGACCUGACGGACGACGCGCGCGCUGCCAUAGAGGCGUAUGUCCAGCAAACGUUCCGUGCAGCUCUGCCAGCGGACAGCGUAAUUUGGUUCAAGAACUGGCGGUCGCUCAAAUCUGUGCUGCUGGUCGAGCACUUUCACGUCAUGCUGUUUGACCCGCCGGUCGAGUUUGUUGCGCGCAUCACCAACGGCGACGUGCCGCUAAGCAAACGGCUGGAGGGGGACGGACAGUAG
Molecule: messenger RNA, 726 nt
Organism: Sporothrix schenckii 1099-18
Lineage: Eukaryota; Fungi; Ascomycota; Sordariomycetes; Ophiostomatales; Ophiostomataceae
Exons: 1
Coding region: 1-726 (241 amino acids)
Biological process (GO): N-acetylglucosamine metabolic process
Cellular component (GO): cytoplasm
Source: RefSeq, a predicted model, not a curated record